This is a messenger RNA of Hevea brasiliensis (rubber tree), 3713 nucleotides long. Its product is annotated as glutamate receptor 2.1. Lineage: Eukaryota; Viridiplantae; Streptophyta; Magnoliopsida; Malpighiales; Euphorbiaceae. The transcript has 9 exons. The record is from RefSeq and is a predicted model, not a curated record. Gene Ontology annotation, cellular component: plasma membrane. Gene Ontology annotation, molecular function: glutamate-gated receptor activity. The coding region runs from base 384 to 3713 and encodes 1109 amino acids.
AAUCAAAAUAUCCUCAUUAUACCAUCAAUUUUAAGAAUAUUUUAAUAUUUUUUUAAAUAAAAAAAAUUAAUAAUAACAAAAUUCAGAAAAAAAAUACUUUUUCCCAAAUUUUAUAUCACAAUUAUCUUAUUUGAUGGGUGGAAUAAAUUGAAAUGUAUUUUAAAAUAAAUAAAAUAAUUAAAGAAUAUAAGGAAAUUAAAUGUUAGAAAUAUUUUAAUUUAUUUUUGAAAAUAAAGAGAAAAAAUAUUAAUGAGGACAAAUUAUAUUGGUAAAAUAUUAAUUUACCCAAGUCAAAAUUAUGUAAAUGGCCAUCUCAAUUCAUACCUGCAAAAACUCCUCUAAACCCCCUCUCUCGCACAGCUCUGUCUCCUCUCUCUCUGCAAAUGGCUGCACUGCAAGCCCACAUUUUUUCCGACAAGUUAACAGCUUUCUCAUCCAUCUUUACGUCACAAGCUUCAUCAUCAUCUUUUCCUCUCUCUUCCUUGAAAAACCAUCGAGGGAACUCGCUCUUCUCUGCCAACAAUACCGCCCAGAACAGACCCUUCUCGCUCUCUACUCAACCAAGAAGACUGCUUCGCAGACCCCCUCAGGGCAAGUAUGUUAGAGAAGACUAUCUUGUGAAAAAGAAGACUGCACAGGAGAUACAGGAGCUGGUAAGAGGAGAAAGAAAUGUGCCCCUUAUCAUCGAUUUUUAUGCAACGUGGUGUGGACCUUGUAUUUUGAUGGCCCAAGAACUUGAAAUGCUUGCUGUGGAAUAUGAGAACAAUGCAAUGAUAGUUAAGGUUGAUACUGAUGAUGAGUAUGAAUUUGCAUGCGACAUGCAGGUUCGGGGUUUGCCAACACUAUUUUUCAUCAGUCCAGAUCCAAAUAAGGAUGCAAUCCGGGCAGAAGGGAUUUUGUUCAUGGAAGUGGUUAUGGCACAACACACAACCACUCCAGUAAACGUAGGCGUGGUUCUUUAUGACUUUGAGAAUUGGGUUGGCAAGAUGUGGUUGAGUUGUAUCAACAUAUCCCUCUCAGACUUCUAUGCCACUCAUGCUCACUACAAAACCAGGAUGCUCCUUAACACCAGGAACUCCAUGGCAGAUGUCUUUGGUGCUGCUGCAGCAGGUUUGGACUUGAUAAAAAAUGCGGAAGUCCAAGCAAUCUUAGGGCCUGUAACAUCAAUGCAGGCCAACUUUGUUGUUGAACUUGGAAAAAAAGCUCAAGUGCCCAUUAUAUCAUUUUCUGCAUCAAGUCCUUUUCUUACAUCCAUCAAGAGUCCAUACUUCUUUCAAGCUACUCAAAAUGAUAAAUCACAGGUAAAGGCCAUAUGUGCAAUAAUUCAAGCCUUCGGAUGGAGAGAAGCAGUGCCUAUAUAUGUCGACAAUUUAUAUGGAGUGGGUUUCAUACCUUACUUAAUGGAAGCUUUGCAAGCAGUUGAUACUCGUGUCCCCUACCAGAGUGCGAUUUCCCCAUCAGCCAACGAUGACCAAAUCGUCCGAGAGCUUUACAAGUUGAUGACAAUGCAAACUAGAGUUUUUAUUGUGCACAUAUUUCCCUCUCUUGGUGCUCGACUUUUUAUCAAAGCAAAGGAAAUUGGAAUGAUGAGCGAAGGCUAUGUUUGGAUCAUGACUGAUGGGAUGACUAACUUAUUAAGCUCAUUGGAUCCUUCAGCAAUUGAUUCAAUGCAAGGGGCAUUGGGCGUACAACCUUACGUUGCGAGAACAAAAGAGCUUGAAAAGUUUCGAGUUCGAUGGAAAAAGAAAUUCCAUCAAUAUCAUCCAGAUAUGGUUGAUGCAGAGUUGAACAUUUAUGGACUUUGGGCUUAUGAUGCUACCAUGGCAUUAGCUAUGGCAAUUGAGGAAGCUGGGACUACAAACUUUGGCUUCCAAAGGGCAAAUAUUUCCAGCAAUUCAACAGAUCUUGAAACUCUUAAAGUCUCUGAAAAUGGUCCAAAUCUUGCUCGAGCAUUAGCGAAUAUCAGUUUCAAAGGCCUGACAGGAGAUUUCCUUUUUGUUAAUAAUAAAUUACCGUCAUCAGCAUUUGAAAUUGUUAAUUUGAAUGGUGUUGGACCAAAAGGGAUUGGAUUUUGGACACCAGAUAAAGGACUCGUGAAAAAGUUCAAGUCACCAAGAAAUGCAUCUUCUAAGGCCAAUCUGGCACCAAUUAUAUGGCCAGGGGAUUCAAUCUCUGUUCCUAAGGGCUGGGAGAUUCCAACAAAUGGGACGAGGUUGCGAAUAGGGGUACCAGUGAAGAAAGGUUUCACAGAAUUUGUGAAUGUGACAAAAGAUCCUAUUACUAAAGUUACGAAGGUGACAGGAUACUGCAUGGACGUUUUUGAUGCUGUAAUGAAGGAAUUACCCUAUGCUGUUGCUUAUGAUUACAUCCCAUAUGCGUUUCCUAAUGGAUCGAGUGCUGGAACUUACAAUGAUUUGGUCUAUCAAGUCCACUUGGGGAAUUUUGAUGCUGCAGUGGGGGACGUAACUAUUAUUGCUAACAGGUCCUUGUAUGUUGACUAUACAUUGCCAUACACAGAAGCUGACGUAUUAAUGCUCGUGCGAGUUCAAGACGAGAAGAUCAACAAUGCAAUGAUCUUUCUGAAACCUUUGUCAUGGGAGCUCUGGGUCACAACCCUCUGCUUUUUUCUAUUCAUUGGAUUUGUGGUUUGGAUCCUUGAACACAGAAUAAAUGAUGACUUUCAAGGACCUCCAUUACAUCAAGCUGGCACUAGUUUAUGGUUUGCCUUCUCCACCAUGGUUUUUGCGCAUAGGGAGAAAGUGUUCAACAACUGGGCCAGAUUAGUGGUAAUAAUAUGGAGUUUUGCUCUACUUAUCCUCACUCAAAGUUACACCGCCAGUUUUGCGAGUCUUCUUACAGUACAGCGGCUUCAGCCUUCUGUCACUUAUGUAAAUGAACUCAUUCAAAAUGGGGAGAGCGUGGGCUGCCCAACUGGCUCUUUCGUUUAUGGAAUCUUGAAAAAAUUGGGUUUUCAAGAUAACCAACUGUUAUCAUACAAUUCUCCUGAAGAGGUGGACAAACUAUUUUCUGAAGGAACUGGAAAUCAUGGUAUUGUUGCCGCUUUUGACGAAUCACCGUAUAUGAAGCUCAUUCAGGCAAGGAGUUGCUCCAACUAUACCACGGUCGAACCUUCUACUUUUAUGUUGAAAACGCCAAGUCGAAAUUUUCAACAAUUUAAAACUGACGGGUUUGGCUUUGUCUUUCCUAGAGGUUCUCCACUAGUACCUGAUGUUUCAAGGGCGAUUCUGAAAGUGACAGAGGAUGAUGAAAUGCGAAGAAUUGAAAAUGCAUGGUUUGGAGGAGAAAGCAAAUGCCCAGAUAGUAGCAAAUCGGUUUCUUCUAGUAUUCUUGGUAUUGAUAGCUUCUGGGGGUUGUUCUUGAUUGUUGGUGUAAUUUCAGUUUCAGCUCUAGUAACCUACACAGCCAUGUUUGUUCAUGAACACUGGGAAAUCUUGAAAGAUUCCAAUUCUAGAGCUUCGAUAUGGAGUAGAAUCCUUCAUUUGUUAAGAAUCUUCAAUAAACCGGACCCGAAAGCACAUGCUUUAAGUAAAGGAAAAGUGGAUGAAAGAAGUGGCAUUAAUGCUCCUGGAGAUGGUGCACCGAAUGCACGAAUGGUUCGGUCCAAGCAGAGCCCAGUGGAAAGCAAGGAGCACCCUCUACACAGCAGAUCGAUGCCGACUCUAAUGGGCCAAGAACUCAAGGGGUUGCCCUAA